Messenger RNA from Aspergillus campestris IBT 28561, 1456 nucleotides. RefSeq names its product DMT family transporter. Lineage: Eukaryota; Fungi; Ascomycota; Eurotiomycetes; Eurotiales; Aspergillaceae. The record is from RefSeq and is a predicted model, not a curated record. The coding region runs from base 251 to 1456 and encodes 401 amino acids. Gene Ontology annotation, cellular component: membrane. The transcript is spliced from 2 exons.
CCCAGAUCCACGAAUGGGAAACUAAUUCCUAUAUCAGAAGAUCAAACCUAAUAUGAUGUAAUAAGAUAUAUAAUCAAUAGAAAAGAAAAAGGAAAAAAGAGUCAUAUCCAGCUGACGAUCGGAUUAGUCAUUUCUCCUUGCCUUUACUUAAGUUUCUCCUCAUCCCCACUUUGUCCCGUCCCCGGAUUAUACGUUUGUACCUGUGUUUACAUAUGUGCCUCUACUAAGGUACACAAUAGAAGAGAUAGAUAUGUCUGUCUCAGCCCCCAAUCAGGAUCGAGAUCGAUCAGGCAGGAGCACGCCCAUCAUCGAUCCGGGGAAUCAAUAUGAUGAGCGUACACCGCUGCUGGGAGAGCCCAGAGAGGGACGACCCCCGGCUGCUCCGUGGAGUACCGUCUGGGCCCAGAGCAAGGGCAUGGUGUUGGUGAUGCUGUCGCAGUUCUUCGGGGCUUCGAUGAAUGUUAUGACGCAGAUGUUGGAGUGGAAGGGGAAGAAUGGUGAGGGGUUGCAUCCGUUCCAGAUCCUGUUCGCCCGUAUGUCCAUCACUGUCGUGGUGAGCUACCUCUACAUGUGGUAUGCGGGGGUCCCGCAUCCCUUCGGCACGCGCCCCGUCUUCGGCCUGCUAAUGCUCCGUGCUGCCGGCGGGUUCUGGGGCGUCUACGGACUCUACUACUCGGUUCAGUAUCUCGCUCUGUCCGAAGCGACCGUGUUGACCUUCCUGGCACCCAUCCUCAGCUGCUACGCCUGCUCGUUCUUCAUCCCUAAUGAGACGUUUACAUGGAAACAGCAGGUAGCCGGUCUGGUGUCCCUGGGCGGGGUCGUCCUCAUCGCCCGGCCGUUCUCCGCCGCAUCGCCGCCGCAAACCCCGCCGGCGGGACCCGGCAUCGAGAACAGCCACAGAGGGAGCGAGGCGGACCACGUGGCCGCCACUAUCAUGGCCCUCGUCGGGGUGAUGGGCGCUUCGUGCGCCUACACGGCGAUCCGGAUGAUCGGGCAACGCUGCCAUCCGUUGGUGUCGGUGACGUACUUUUCGUCGUUCACGACAAUAGUGUCGCUGGUGGCCAUGCUGACGCUGCCGUCGGUGCCGCUGGAGCUGCCGGGGACGCCGAUGGAAUGGUCGCUGCUGGUGGGGUUGGGAGUGUGUGGAUUCUUGCUGCAGUUUCUGUUGACGGCCGGGUUGGCUUACGUGCCGCCGUCGCGGGCAUCGGAGAAAACUGCUGGGGAGGAGGAUGGUGAUGAGACCGAUGAUGAUGAUGAUGACCGGCCGCAGGAACGGUCGGCGACUUCGUCCGGAUCCCGAGCGACAUCAAUGUUGUACACGCAGAUGGUGUUUGCGGUGUUGUAUGACAAGAUGGUGUGGGGGAGUACACUGUCGAUCGUGAGCUGGAUCGGAUCGGGGUUGAUCAUCGGGAGUGCCCUGUAUGUCGCCGUGGCGCGAGAGAGGGGGCCCCGGUGA